Messenger RNA from Oryza brachyantha (malo sina), 2447 nucleotides. Its product is annotated as inactive poly [ADP-ribose] polymerase RCD1. Lineage: Eukaryota; Viridiplantae; Streptophyta; Magnoliopsida; Poales; Poaceae. The record is from RefSeq and is a predicted model, not a curated record. Gene Ontology annotation, molecular function: NAD+ poly-ADP-ribosyltransferase activity.
CCUCCUCCUCCCCGCGCGUCCCCUUGCCUUCCUCGUCGCCGCCGCCGUCGCCGUCGCCGCCGCCGUCGCCUCCGCUGCCGCGAUCCGAUUUGCGUCUUUUGCUCUGGCCGGCCUGAUCUUGCUGGUCAAGGAAGCGCCGGCGGCCACCGCCCCUUUCUCCGGCAAUCGUUGCCGGGGAUAAAGUGGGGCUCGUAGGUUAAGGAGGGGUUUGGGGAUUAGAUCGGGAAGAGAUGAAGCAAUCAAUUUCGUCCACCGUUUUCCAUGCUGACGCUGCUGCGAGCCCUAGGAUCAUUUCACUUCUGCCUCUUUCUAACCCGACUCUUUUUGGUUUUUGCCUUGUCGAUAGUGACCUUGAGUACACUCAAAAGCUUGCCUAUUAGCUUAGUGUAAAUAGUAGGCUUGUUGGGGUUUAGUUUGUUGGAAAGAAUUAGUUUCUGGUUCAUUUCAGCUAGCAACAAUGGCUGCGAUGAACGAAAAGGUAUUGGGUAAAUAUGGAAGAAACAUAAGUAGCCUCAAGAGAAAGCGGGACAAUCCUGCUGAUGGCUGCAACACCUCUAAAUUUCAUCAGCACUCAGCCGAUAACUCCAUUAUUAGGUUUUAUGUUGACGAAGCUCACAAGGCAAAAAUCAAGUGCUUCAACAUGCAGUUUAUACAGAGUUAUCAGAAUUUCAUGAGUAGCGCAUUACCUAAGCGAAUUCUGCUCCGCCAAGGUGGUGAAUGGAAAGACUUCCCAGAGCAAAUUGUCAAGCUUGCCCACAUUGAUUUCAGGACCAAGAAGUCAAUCACAGAAGGUGAAUACCAGAACCAGAUAUUUUUGCUGGAUUUUGUGAACAUGACAUUCAUAGACUCAAAGACAGGUCUUCAGAGACCAAUUGCUUGGAUUGAUGAAAAUGGGAAGCAGUACUUCCCAGAAUUUUUUGUUGAAGAUCAGUUACUACAUAGGAAAAAGGAUUUUGGCAACAGAGAUAAUGUGUACAUAAUUGUCGAGCCUAAUGGGACACAAGAAAUGAAUGGCCACUUUGGAGCAUCAGAAAGUUCUGCAGAAAGCUCAAACUUUGAAUCAAGUACCGAUGAUGUUUCCAGUGCUAAGAGAGCUAGGGCUCAAAGGAGUGUCCCAGGGAAAAGAACUGGUGGUGUUGGAGAAACUAUUGGAGAGAACGAGCCACACGCUUUGUUGCCUAUUCCCUGCAGAUCUCUACCACAGGAUAUGCUGGGUGAACAAUCACGUGCCCAAUUAGCUAUUUCUGCCGUUCAGAAAUUGCUAUUGCAGGCACGGGGCACUGUUCUUGGUUCCAAUGACAUCGUUGGGAUAUACAGAACUCCAGUGCUGGAUAAUUAUAAGGAAUAUCGUUAUAAUCUUUUCAAAAAGCAGGUAGAGCGUACUAAAUGUAAGCGUGGCAAUGCGAAUGUCCGCUAUGCCUGGCUUGCUUGCUCAAAAAGUAGCGUGGAUGAAAUGAUGCUGAAUGGCAUAUUGCAGUGUAAGAAGCCUUUUAAGUGUCCAGAAUAUGGGAUCGGAACAAUCCUAGCUCCAGCAAAUUGCUCCAAUACCUGUGUGAAUUACUCUGAUGUUGAUGAAAAUGGCAUUGUCCAUAUGAUGUUGUGCCGUGUUAUAAUGGGGAACGUAGAAAUAGUUCACCGUGGAUCUAAGCAGCAUCGGCCUAGUAACGAGUAUUUUGAUAGUGGUGUAGAUGACCUUAAAAACCCGGAACAUUACAUUGUAUGGGAUAUGAAUCUGAAUAGUCACAUCUAUUCUGAAUUUGUAGUCACCAUCAAAUUGCCUUCUGGAGUCAAAGAUUCUCCUGCCACUCAAGAAGAUUGUCACAAUCUAUCAGAAGUUUCAUCACUGGUCUUGAGCUCUGGUUCACCUGAAAGUGUCUCACAGGACAUGAACCUUCAGGCGUCUCCAGCAUUGGGAGGUCAAUAUGAAGCCCCCAUGUUAGGAGAUAAAGUGGAAAGGGCCCCAAGCACGCCUUGGAUGCCUUUCUCCAUGUUAUUUGCAGCGAUUUCGACCAAAGUUUCUGCUGAGAAUAUGGACAUGGUCAAUAGUUGUUACGAAGAAUUCAAGAGCAAGAAAAUAAGCCGAGUUGACCUAGUGAAGAAGUUGAGGCAUAUAGUUGGUGACAGAGUGCUUAUAUCCACAAUAAUGCGACUCCAAGAUAAGUUACCUCCUAUGUCGAGGCAGGAAACACAACACGUGGGCCAAGAUGAUGGGUAAACCAUGAAUGAGGUCGGUGGCGAACUUGAGUGGUAGUACUCAACAACUCAGUAGGAGGGCUAUGAAUCGAGUCUCAUAAGUUGUCUGCGUCUGUAUGGUGAUGCGGGUUUGUCUUUUCGGUCCUAGAUUCAUGUUGCAAAAAUUUCUGUCAUCUGUUUCCGUUGCGAAAUGAUGAUUUCAGCUUAACCGGUGGACCUGAGGUUUACAAUCGAUAAGUUUCCAUGUUUACCCA